AUGGCAGAAAUAACCCCGCCACCAUCGCAGAACAACACCCCCCAACGUACCUUCCCAGCCCCAUCUCAUCCCCAAGGUUCUGAAGGGUCCCAUGCUUCCGGCUUGGGCGCGGACGAGGUGACUGUUCCCCCGCUUGCUUCGGCUCUCUCGCCCCCUGGCGCUAGUGCAGGGGCAGAGAUACCAGAAGGCGCCUCGAAUACUGCUGCUCCGUCCGGGCCUGUGCCAGCGGGAGACAGUAUGGAUUUAGACAAUAUCCCGUCGCCGGGUUCCGUCGGCUAUGACGAGCUGCUGGAGAGUGAUCCCGAGGCUUUGAUGGAGGAGCCCGAGGCAGCCUGGGAUGGAGAAGGAGAAGGAGAGGUUGAAGUAGAUCCUCAGGAGAUAGAUAUUGAUAGCGAAUCGGAGGAAGAGAAGGGCAAGGGGAAAGGAAAGGCAAGGGCCACUGCUACCAAGAAACGUACCAAGCGCGCCACCCGUAGACUGCCCCAGCAACACCAGCCCUCAUAUCCCAGCCGUACGCGACCAGACCGCACCGACCGGUUGGACUUGAAAUACGAGAGCGGGAAAGGGGGUGGAGGCAGGAAGGAUGAGCAGUACGAGUCCGAGAUCGUGCAGAGGUGGAACACUCAAUUCGGGGAUGUUCUGGGUCCUGCGCCGAAGAGAGACAUCUCUCCUGCGCCUGCCAAGGCCCCCGAGCCUGAGCCAGAGGUCGCCCCUGCCGCCCCUUCCGCCCCUGUCGAACCUGUCCAGCCCGCCGAGCUCACUCAGCCCACUGAACCCGCUGAGCCUACUGAGCCCACUGAGGGUGAACAAAUCACCGCCGAACCCAGCGCUCCCGAGUCCGCCCCAGCUGCCUAA
Molecule: messenger RNA, 855 nt
Organism: Cryptococcus wingfieldii CBS 7118
Lineage: Eukaryota; Fungi; Basidiomycota; Tremellomycetes; Tremellales; Cryptococcaceae
Exons: 3
Coding region: 1-855 (284 amino acids)
Source: RefSeq, a predicted model, not a curated record